UGCUGUGACUCGGCUGUUUCUCCUCCUCAGGGCUCCGGAGACGUCAAGUACCAUCUGGGGAUGUACCAUCGCCGCAUCAACCGCGUGACGGACAGGAACAUCACGCUGUCCCUGAUGGCGAACCCGUCUCACCUGGAGGCCGUGGACCCUGUGGUGCAGGGGAAGACCAAAGCCGAGCAGUUUUACUGCGGCGACAACGACGGCAAACGGGUGAUGUCCAUCUUGCUGCACGGAGACGCAGCGUUCGCAGGUCAAGGUAUCGUUUAUGAAACCUUCCAUCUGUCUGACCUGCCAUCCUACACCACGCACGGCACCGUGCACGUCGUCGUCAACAACCAGAUCGGCUUCACCACAGAUCCUCGUAUGGCUCGCUCGUCUCCGUAUCCGACCGACGUGGCUCGAGUCGUCAACGCUCCCAUCUUCCACGUCAACGCCGACGACCCUGAGGCCGUCAUCUACGUCUGCAAGGUCGCCGCUGAGUGGAGGGCCACGUUCCACAAAGACGUGGUGGUCGACCUGGUGUGUUACCGCCGAAUGGGUCAUAACGAGAUGGAUGAGCCGAUGUUCACUCAGCCGCUGAUGUACAAACAGAUCAAGAAGCAGAAGCCGGUUCUGCAGAAAUACGCAGAGAAACUGAUCGCCGAGGGCGCCGUCAGCCGCCAGGAGUACGAGGAGGAGAUCGCCAAAUAUGAUAAGAUCUGUGAGGAGGCGUACGCUCGCUCCAAAGACGAGAAGAUCCUCCACAUCAAGCACUGGCUGGAUUCCCCCUGGCCUGGUUUUUUCACUCUGGACGGACAGCCAAAGUCGAUGAGCUGCCCCUCCACCGGUCUGACCGAAGAGACCUUGAACUACAUCGGGGAAGUGGCCUCGUCCGUCCCCGUGGAGGACUUCACCAUCCACGGAGGUACCGCUCACCAAAUGCUCUUUACUCG
Messenger RNA from Plectropomus leopardus (leopard coralgrouper), 932 nucleotides. The record is from RefSeq and is a predicted model, not a curated record. Lineage: Eukaryota; Metazoa; Chordata; Actinopteri; Perciformes; Serranidae.